AUGUCGUCGGUGAAGGUGGCAGUGAGGGUGCGGCCCCAACAACCGCGAGAUCUCACGCGAGUGCAAAUGCAUCAUCGGAAAUGGCCGGCAACACCACCAGAAGAAAUCAUAGAUAUUUACAAUUGCUACCGUCCCCCUAGAAACAAUUGUAUUCUGGAAUUAGAUGAACUUUUCAGUAUAGCAGAAAAUAGUCCCAUCCUCCUUGGAGGAGAUUUUAAUGCUCACCAUCCUCUUUUCAAUGACCCAACAUCCUAUCGACCACUUCUGAAAGAUCCUCCAGGAAUACAUAUAGAACAUCAUCUCUCCAAUAGCCUCCAUAUACAAAUUCUAAAUAAGACUAAGGCUACCCACAUAAGAGGAGGAGUCCUAGAUUUAACCUUCACUAAUGAUUAUCUAGCUUCUAAUGCAAACUCCUCCUUUCACGAGCACCUAAACAGCGACCAUUCAGCCUUAAUCAUUACUAUAGAAAUACCUAGGAUGAACUCCCCACCUUACCAACCAAAAUGGAAUACGCACAAAGCAAACUGGGGUAGAUUCCAAAAACUCAUUGAAAUAUGGGCUUCUUCCUAUCAAAUUGGUGACAAAACUCUUGAUAAACUAGAAGAAGACUUCAAAACAGCAAUCACAGAAGCUGCCAACUCCGCGAUACCAUUAUGUAAACCCUUUUCCAAAGAGCACCAGGAUCACUGGUAUUACAGUAACAGAGUCGCUGAACUACAUCACAGAGUGAAUAUAACUAAGAAAAACUUAUCAAAGUUCCCCUCCAAGGGUAAUCUCGACUUGUAUCGAGACACCUUAAGACACGUAAAAAGAGAGCUAUGGGAUAUACGAACUGAAAAAUGGCUUGCCUGGUGCGAAACUUUAAAUUCCCACACAAAGAUUAAAGAUAUUUGGAGCCAUCUCCGCAAAGCCACUGGCUGCUAUAGAACUAAUCGAAUCCCGGCACAUCCUGAUCCUCAAGGUGAAGCCAACAAACUAAUAAAUCAGUUUGCUACCAGAUCGUCUUCCAGUAACUUAGACCAAAAUACUGUGGAAGCCUUGGCAAUAAACAGACCACUACAACUGCACAUAAUAGAAAACGCAAUCGAAGAUUCAGAUGAUACUGACCAUCCUAUUACCAUGGCAGAAAUCAAUAAAGCCAUUAAUAUACACAAAAUCUCAGCUCCAGGGGAUGAUAAAAUAUCAUAUGAUCUUCACCAUAACCUUUUUGCCUUCAAAAAGAAUACUGGUACCUCAGACAAUAUUGCUACUUUAAGAUCAAUGCUGGAUCAAGGCAAGGCCACUUUAGUUUUCCUUGACCUGGAAAAAGCCUUUGAGCUUGCGGACCCUAUAAUAAUUUCAACAAUUCUAGCGGAAAAAGGAGUGAAAGGACAUCUUCUGGCCUGGAUUACAGACUAUUUUACACAAAGAAAAGCUACAGUGAUAUUCCAAGGACACCUAUCAAAUACCCUUAUUUUUGAAAAAGGUACACCUCAGGGAGGCAUCCUCAGUCCAACUUUAUUUAAUCUACUGAUUGAAAAACUUGUCAACCUUCCUUUCCGAAACAACACCACCUUACUGAGCUAUGCAGAUGACCUGCAAUUGAUAACCACAGGUCCACAUCAACUACUACACGCUCAACACGCUUUAGAUCUAAUAACCCAAGCCUGUACUUCCCUUGGACUAAAAAUUAACCCGUCCAAAUCGUCAGGAUUAAACAUCGGUCCAUCUAGACCCUUUCAUCUACUUACAAUCCAAGGCCAAAACAUUGACUGGGUAGAGAAAGCUAAAUGCCUAGGACACUUUUUCUCAGAAAGAAAUCAUGAAAAAGAUCAGUUGGACUACCUCAAGCAAAGAAUACAAUCCAGAAUUCUAGCAAUGAGAAAAUUAACAUCCACCAGAAUAGGAGCAGGAUACAAAAUUCUACGCACUUUCUAUACUCAAGCCAUCAGAUCAAUAAUAGAUUUCUCCGCUCUCUCACUUUUAACCCUGUCAUCUGAUCUCCUAAUAAAACUUGAAAAAAUACAAAACGAAGCUAUGAGGAUAAUUCUAGGUGCUCCUCGCUGGACAAGGCUUGAAAACCUUAGAAUUGAGACUAAUCUUUGUUCCCUCAGACUCCGAACACUUCAAAUCACCUCAUCCUACAUGGCCAAAAGUCUCUCCUCCACCAAGCCUCUCCCCUUCAAACAAAGGAUCCAAACCUUAUUAACCAGACCGAUUGACACAAUUCUCAGUACAGGGUGGCAUUUUCAAGUGGUCUUAGCAAUUAAGGCGUCUGGUAUAAGCCAUCAACUAGUACACAGGACUCCAACACAAAGACAUCCACUUUUCAAAGCAGAGCCUCCAUGGAAUCCAUUAAUCCUGCGAACAAAUAUACUGAGACUUCCUAAGAAGAAAGUUAACUGCAGCCAGGAAAUAUUAAACAAGAUUGCAAUCCAAGUUAACAGUAAAGCAGCGAAAGACCAAUUAGCUAUUUUUACAGAUGGUUCUGUUAAUCAGAUAUCAGGUCACUCUGGAGCAUCAAUUCACUGCACUUUUCAAACAUCUAGUUGGAGACUUUCGGAUUAUUGUUCAACUCUCCAGACUGAACUAUUUGCAAUAGACAAAGCUCUCACCCUAGCAAUCUCCACCAAUCACAAAGAGAUAAAUAUUUAUACGGACUCUCUCUCAGCAAUUCAAGCCCUCUACAAGUCUCCUGAUGAAAAUAUAAUGCUCAUGACCACUCUCCUCUAUAAGAUCCAAGUUCUUCAUAAGAAAGGAUCACAAGUAAUUUUAAAUUGGAUACCUAGUCACAUUGGAAUAAUAGGGAAUGAAAUUGCAGACAGAGCGGCCUCGGAAGCGACACUAUUCAAAUAUUCAACUUUCACAUCCCACCCAGCUGCAGCCAAAUUAAGAAGACAAUAA
Messenger RNA from Penaeus vannamei (Pacific white shrimp), 2883 nucleotides. The record is from RefSeq and is a predicted model, not a curated record. NCBI's taxonomy places the organism in Eukaryota, Metazoa, Arthropoda, Malacostraca, Decapoda, Penaeidae.